AUGGAAGCAUCUGAAGGGAAGGGAAGUAUGAGGAGGAGGAGGAGGCUAUUCCUUUUCCUCAACUACAUUAUGAUGUGCAUCGGCGGCAACGGUGGCGGCCCUCUCCUCCUCCGACUCUACUUCAUCCGCGGCGGCGACAGAAUAUGCACAACAACAACAACAACCGCAAGCUUUUUCACGAUUACUCAGAACAUAAUUUUUUCCGCGGCGGCCCUGGGCGUCCUGCUCGGCAGAAUCAACUACGUCUACACCUAUGGUGUCGCGAAGCUCCCAGUCUCCACAUCAUCUCUCAUCGUCGCCUCCCAGCUUGCAUUCACCGCCGACACCGUGUUCGUCUUGGUGAAGCAGCGAUUCACGGUGACUGCGGUGGUGCUGUUGACCAUCAGAGCCGAGGUGCUGGUUGUGGGGUCUAGCGGAGACCGCCCUGCCGGGGAGUCAAAAAAGGAGUACGUGGCAGUUUCUGAUGGCCCUUGUGGCGGCUUCUAA
Ipomoea triloba (trilobed morning glory) is the source of this 486-nucleotide messenger RNA. Its product is annotated as purine permease 2-like. Bases 1 to 486 code for a protein of 161 amino acids. The transcript is spliced from 2 exons. Gene Ontology annotation, molecular function: purine nucleoside transmembrane transporter activity. NCBI's taxonomy places the organism in Eukaryota, Viridiplantae, Streptophyta, Magnoliopsida, Solanales, Convolvulaceae. The record is from RefSeq and is a predicted model, not a curated record. Gene Ontology annotation, cellular component: membrane.